GUACAGAAUAACGACCUACUGUGUAUAGUUUACCGAUCAUUGUCUCGAAAAUGAGAGCCAGCUAAUGUUCAGAUAACUACCUAAUCUUUACGGGCACGUUAUUUUUAUCUGAUGGAUUCCGUGCAAUCCUGUGUUUCCUAAACUUUCUAUUCGAUAUUCGCAGAGUUUCAUGCAUAGAAGUCGGAAGCAAUCCACCAAUCUUUACAAAACAAAACAAUGCCUGCAACACCGCUCUCUCUGGCGUGGCCCUCAUUCAGGCCAUACACCUGCACAUCGUGUCUGUUACGUCUCUCGAGAGUAUCCAGGCGCUCUCACGCUUCCUCUGCACCGAUAAUUGGAUCGCGACCCAAGAAGUCGAAAGCAUCACUUCCCGACGUCCCAGCCCGAACACGCUUCGCACCAUCACCGACUGGUUUCCUCCACCUAGGCUCUCUCCGAACGGCACUAUUCAAUUACCUCCUCGCACGCCGCACGGGCGGCCAAUUUUUACUCCGAAUCGAGGAUACAGAUCAAAAACGAACAGUCCCAGGCGCUGAAGCGCGACUGCUGGAAGAUUUACGGUGGGCUGGAUUGGAAUGGGAUGAGGGCCCCGAAGUUGGAGGCCCCCACGGGUCAUAUCGUCAAUCCGAGAGGAGCUCCUUGUAUCGUACCCACGCGCACGAUCUUCUACAGUCCGGGCAUGCAUAUCGAUGUUUCUGCACUCCAGAACGCCUCCGUACCCUUGCGGAACAUCGCCACGGCUUGGGUCUCGCCACUGAUUACGAUAGAACCUGCGCCAACAUUCCCAGGGAGGAAUCCGACGAUCGUGCGCACCGCGGGGAGAAACAUGUCAUUCGAUUGCUCGCUUCCACAACAUAUCCUGCCUAUCAAGACAUAGUUUAUGGCGCCUUCAAACCUCUGAAACCACGCCUUCAGGGUGAUAACAGCUUCGAGGACCCGAUCCUCCUGAAGUCGGAUGGAUUGCCAACAUAUCACCUUGCUAACGUCGUGGACGACCAUCAUAUGCAGAUCACACAUGUAAUCCGAGGUUCAGAGUGGAUGCCUUCCACGCCCAAACAUAUUGCCAUGUACGAUGCAUUCGGCUGGGCCCCUCCACAAUUCGCGCACGUUGGUUUACUAGUUGACGAACAUGGUAACAAGUUGAGUAAACGUAACUUCGACACCGAUAUCCAGGCAUUCAAAGAUAUGGAGAUAUUUCCCGAGACAUUGACCAAUUUCGCGGCUCUUUUAGGAUGGAGCCACCAAGGAAGAAGCGAUGUCAUGGAUUUGAACAAGCUAGUCGAGAAAUUUACGCUGAAGUUCACCAAGGGAAACACAACGGUCACCUUUGGUAAAUUACAGUUCCUACAAAGAAAGCAUGCAGCGGUGCGUGCGUUGGCUGGUGGUGAGGGCCGACAGGAUAUGGUGCAGAAUGUCCUCUCCCUACUCCAAGACCCGGAAGGUCCCUAUCAAGACUGGCAAUCGCACAUAAGCGGGUCGCCAUCAACAUUCGUUGAGCAGAUUAUUCAAUCAGAUGGAGAGAACUAUACGAACGCAAAUGAAUUUGUGCACCGGAACUCAUUCAUGUUCAAAAGGCUGCGGCAAACUCCAAACUCAAUACACGAUAAAGACAUUGCGUUUAGAGUGAAGGCAUUGGGGGAUACAAAGUCAUGGUCUAGAGAGGAACUGAUGCAAAAGGUUCGCGAAAUCAUCGAUGAUAGACCUGAGGGUAGGAAAGGGUCAAAAGACGUCUAUCAUUACUUGAGGAGCGCUCUCACAGAUCGAGAAGAUGGAAUGCGGAUCUACGACGUAAUGAUGAUCCUUGGCCGAAAGGAGACCCUGGCAAGAUUAGGAAUAGAGGAAUCAUAGAACCGAAAGGCGUAGUUUAGACACCCAGGUGUACAGUACUCGUACUGUUGACGUGUUUGUUUUGAAGUUCGCAAUAAACCAUGAAGAUAUAUUUC
Aaosphaeria arxii CBS 175.79 is the source of this 1943-nucleotide messenger RNA. RefSeq names its product glutamyl-tRNA synthetase. Gene Ontology annotation, biological process: glutamyl-tRNA aminoacylation. Lineage: Eukaryota; Fungi; Ascomycota; Dothideomycetes; Pleosporales. The record is from RefSeq and is a predicted model, not a curated record. The transcript has a single exon. Bases 217 to 1848 code for a protein of 543 amino acids. Gene Ontology annotation, molecular function: glutamate-tRNA ligase activity; tRNA binding; ATP binding.